AUGGCCUCUACACCUGAGAGAGGCUCCCUGCUUGGGCGGCGCAGACAAAGCAUGACAGAUGAGAGCAGAGAACAACUGGACAAGCUCCCCCAACUACAGUGCACCUCCUUGGUCCAUAUUAAAGACAAACAGGCUGUGCUAAACAAGCCCCUCUCACGGAAGGAGCCCAGCCUCCUCCACUUGAAAGCCCGCGAGAGGAUGUUUGUUCCUGGCUGGUACUCUCCCUCAACCUCCUCUAAGUGGACACAGCAGCAGUUACAGAGGCCCAUGGACCGGUCAUUCUCUGUCCGUCUACCAACACUGCAAGCCCAUGUCAAAGCUAAGGACCACGUGGCCCAGGACACGGUGUUAGUCCCACGUCCUUCCAAAUUGCCACGCUUCCCCAAGAAGAGUGCGCGACCAUCCUCCUUCAUACACUCGUCCUCCUCUCCCUCGUGUGAUAGGCCACUGUACUUCAGUUGUGUUGAGGAAGUGUGCACUGCCAACAUCCGCAGCCCCCCUGACAUCGUCUUGACCAUCCGCAACAACCCCCACCUGGGUGUCCUCUACAUGACCCCAGCCGUGCCGAAGUCUUCAGUCGAGUACAACCGCUAUAACCUAAUGACAGUAAUGUUCAGGAACAUCAACAAGGACUACCUCUCGAUCAGCCCCACUGGCGUGAUUUCGGUGUGGGAGGGAGAGCAGGACUUUGUGAACCUUGAGCGCUGGGAGCAGGAGUAUCACUACCACUGCAGGCUGCUCCGCAUCCCCACCUUUGCCUUGUUCAAGAAGUGGAAAACUUUCCGUGUCUGGCGCGCCAACGUUUGCUUCAAGAAGAUUCACAAGCACAGGGAGUUCCUGCAGAAGAAUUUGUUUAUUGUCACUGAGUAUCUACGACCUGCGCUGAUAGAUAUCAGGGAAAUGUGCAUCCAGAUCAGUGACUUGGGCCUGUGUCACAUGCAGAAGGACCAUACCUACAAGCUGCAGGAGUUCCAGGAGGCCCAGUACAAACAAGUAGAUGAGAUGUCAGCUCACCUGGCAGAGUUUCAGAAUCUAGUGAAGGAUGUGGUGAUGCGUGCGUGUGACACCACCAUGCUGGAGGCUGGAUACCCACUGGAUGACAGUUCAGAGAAUCAAGAACUGAUGACCAUUAUUCAGAUGAUCAACAAGAAAAAACAAUGCAUACGCCUCACCAGCUUUGUUCGUCUGGUUGACUACAUGGUGGACAACACUAUGCAUGUCCUGAUGGUGAACUCGGUGUCCAGGCUGUUGGCUGUACUACAGGAACAGGUAGACAGCACGCCCAAUCAUGCCAUGAUCCAAACCUGGGGUCAACCUGAGACUAUUGAUGCUCCUACCGCUGGAGAGAGAAAAAAGUCUGUGGUUUCGGACAGCAGUUCAGAAAAGCCUCCUAUCCUGCCCAUGUUCACCUCUGAGCUGAUACUGGACACAAAUGCUUUAAUCUACCAACCCUCUGAGGAGAACUUCCAGGAAACUGUGGCAGAGAUCCUGAAGAGGUUCCAGGAGACAUUGCUGUCAGUUGAUAAACUCCUGCCAGACCCCUCUUUUAAUUCAUUCACAGAAAUCGUGCUCAACAGCGGGGUAUUGGAAGAGAUAUGGAGUGAUGGCCCAUGUCUGGAAUCCGUAUUAGAAGAUGAUAAACACCUUCAGUGCAUCAUCCAGAACAUCAAGGAGUCACUUCAGUUUGCCUUUGACUCAGCUAAUGUGUACUCCCGCACUUUUGAGCGCUUCAGACUGUUCUACCAGGAAAAUGAGUGUCUGGAUCUAGAUGCACUUCGACAACAAGAUCAUGGUGUGGCCUUCUUCAGUGACAGACUCAAGAAAUACCACAGUCAGCAUAGAGAGGCCCUGGCUAUCCAGCAGAAGAGACAUCUUGGCCUACUGCUGAUCAACACCACACAGCUCAGAGACAAACUCAUAUCUUCCCCCCUCCGCUGCCUGGAGGUCAUCAACGAAAUGCUCCCCCUGCUGGCUAAGAGGCAGCUGGAUGCUAUCGUCGCUGAGGCUCAGGAUGCCCAGUUUAAACUGGAGUACAUCCCCUCCACCACCACAGAGUUUGUCAACUCCCUCACUUUCCUAGAUGAAAUACAGAAAAGGUCUAACGUGUUGGAAGAACAGCAGGAGACAAUAUGUCAAAUGUACAAGCUGAUCAACAUGUACUCAGUGCCCACACCACCUGAGGACUUUGCACUUUUCUCCACCCUGCUACCUUUAGUCAAUUCACUCCACAAAUCCAUUGACAAGGCAGAGAGGGAGAGGGACUCCAACAUGAAAAAAUUCUGCACCUGCCUGCAGAAAGAUAUUGAGGAGCUGAACCGUGAAGUUAAAAGGCUGAAGCAAAAGGCACAGGAUCAUCAAAUUCUGGACAUCAAUGCAGACUCCUCCAAAGUGCGUAUGCUGAUGGGGGAGAUUGAGAUUUCCAUAAAUGAGCUGCAGAGCCAGGCUUCCACCUACAGUUCAUACCAGAAGAACUUCAAGGUGGAGGAGACCAAGUUUGAGGCUUUGGAAGAACUGUGUGUGGAGAUGCGGCUAAAACAACUGCUGUGGGAUUCUCUAGAGGAGUGGGAUUCUUUACAUAAUGGAUGGAUGCAGAGCACUUUUGAGUUGCUGGACCUUGACCAGCUUAAUUCAGAGGUCAAUAAAUAUGGCAAGUACAUAAACCAGCUGGAGAAAGGCUUGCCGCGCAAUAGUGUGGUGCCCUGCCUAAAGCAGAAGGUGGAGGACAUGAGACAGAAGCUGCCUGUGAUCACUGACCUGCGUAACCCGUGUCUGAAAUCCCAACACUGGGGGGUCCUGGAGGCUGUUGUGGGAGCCAGUCUGACCAUGGAGGAACUCAGUCUGGCUGUGUUGGAGGAGCUCAACAUUUUCUCCUAUGGCCAGGAGAUACAGGAGGUGUCAGGACGGGCUUCAGGAGAGGCUUCUCUGGAGAUCAUCAUCAAAAAGGUGGAAGACUCAUGGAAGGCCACAGAGUUUACUGUGCUGCCUCACCGUGACUCUAAAGAUGUCUUCAUUCUGGGAGGCACCGAUGACAUCCAGGUGCUCCUGGAUGACAGCAUUAUUAAUGUGGCCACAGUAGCAUCCUCUCGCUACGUAGGUCCCAUCAAGCCCAGGGUGCAGAAGUUGCAGAAACAGCUGUCCCUCUUCAACCAGACACUGGAGGAAUGGUUAACUUGCCAAAGGAACUGGCUAUACCUAGAGAGUAUCUUUGUGGCCCCAGACAUCAAGAGGCAGCUGCCUACUGAGGCCAAUAUGUUCCUGAAGGUGGAUAAGUCCUGGAAGGAGAACAUGCGGAAGGUCAAUAGGGAGCCCAGUGCUCUCAGAGCAGCCACACAGCCAGGGCUGUUGGAAAUCUUUCAGAACAACAAUGCUCUAUUGGACCAGAUCCAGAAGUGUCUGGAAGCUUACCUUGAGUCCAAGAGAACCAUCUUCCCCAGGUUCUACUUCUUAUCCAACGAUGAGCUGCUUGAGAUCUUGGCCCAAACAAGAAACCCACAGGCUGUGCAGCCACACCUCAGGAAAUGUUUUGAUGCCAUAGUACGCCUAGAGUUUGCUCUGCUGCCCCCACCAUCUUCCACAGAUGUCGGAUCUGUGCUGGAUGCUGUAGAGGAGGACACAAUCUACAGCAACAACAUCCUGGCUAUGGUCUCCCCUGAGGGAGAGAAGGUGGGUUUCGUGAAAGGUGUGAUUGCACAAGGAAAUGUAGAAGAUUGGCUUGGCAAGGUGGAGGAGUCCAUGUUUUCUUCACUGCGACACCUUAGCAAGGCUGCCAUUGCAGACUACCAGGUGAAAUCCAGGGAGGAGUGGGUGGUGGCUGGACACCCUUCACAGGUGGUGCUGACCAUCUCCCAGAUGAUGUGGUGUCGGGACCUGGAUAGCUGCCUGGAGGGAGACCAUGACCACUUUGCUGCCCUGCAGGAAUUUGAGCUCACCAACUUUGAUCGGUUGAAUGCCCUAGCAGCAUUGGUGCGAGGGCACCUCCCCACUUUGCACCGCAACAUCAUCACUGCCCUCAUUACCAUCGAUGUCCAUGCUAGAGAUAUUGUCACCGAUCUUGUCCGUCAGAAGGUGGACUCCAGCUCUAACUUCGAGUGGCAGAGACAGCUGCGUUACUAUUGGGACCUCGACUUGGAUAACUGUGUGGCCACCAUGGCUCUGUCCACAUAUAUCUAUGGAUAUGAGUACCUGGGAGCCUGCCCCAGGCUGGUCAUCACACCACUUACGGACCGUUGUUACCUGUGUCUCAUGGGGGCUCUCCAGUUGGACCUGGGUGGAGCCCCAGCCGGGCCAGCAGGGACAGGCAAGACAGAGACCACUAAGGACCUUGCCAAAGCGCUGGCUAUCCAGUGUGUGGUGUUCAACUGCUCUGAUGGACUUGACUACAAGAUGAUGGGGCGCUUCUUUAGUGGUCUUGCCCAAUCAGGAGCAUGGUGUUGUUUUGACGAGUUCAACCGUAUUGACAUCGAGGUGUUGUCUGUCAUUGCACAGCAGCUCAUCACCAUACGAAAUGCUAAGGCUGCUAAGCUGUCAAGGUUUAGCUUUGAAGGCCGGGAGAUCAAGCUGGUGAUGACGUGUGCUGCUUUCAUCACCAUGAACCCGGGCUACGCUGGCAGGACUGAGCUACCCGACAAUCUCAAGGCUCUCUUCAGACCCAUAGCCAUGAUGGUGCCAAACUAUGCGCUCAUUGCUGAGGUGAUUCUGUACUCAGAGGGUUUUGAGUCCAGUAAGACCCUGGCUAGAAAGAUGACCCAGAUGUACAAGCUGUGCUCCGAGCAGCUCUCCCAGCAGGACCACUACGACUUUGGCAUGAGGGCUGUCAAAUCUGUGCUGGUCAUGGCUGGGUCACUAAAGAGAGAAAGUCCUCACCUCAGUGAGGAUGUGGUCCUUAUCAGAGCACUGAGGGACUCCAACCUGCCCAAGUUCCUCACGGACGAUGCCAUGCUGUUUGGUGGCAUCCUGUCAGACCUGUUCCCUGGUGUAUGUAUCCCAGAACAUGAUUAUGGCGUGUUACAUUCAACCAUCAUGGAGUCUCUUGUCAAGCGCAACCUACAGCCUCUGGCUAACAUGACUAACAAGGUGAUCCAACUAUAUGAGACCAUGAUAGUGCGUCAUGGUGUGAUGCUGGUUGGGCCAACAGGUGGAGGAAAGACCACAGUCUACACCAUCCUUGCAGACACUCUGGAAACACUCCACCGCACAGGAUACGGGGCCAACAAUCCCUUCUAUCAGCCUGUCAAAUCCUAUGUCCUCAACCCAAAAUCUGUCACAAUGGGCGAGCUCUACGGAGAGGUGAACACACUGACCCUUGAAUGGCGGGACGGUCUGAUGGCACUGAGUGUACGUGCAGCAGUCAAUGACACCAGUGAUGACCACAAGUGGAUCAUCAGCGACGGGCCAGUGGAUGCCCUGUGGAUCGAGAACAUGAACACCGUAUUGGAUGACAACAAGAUGCUCUGUUUGGCCAACAGUGAAAGAAUCAAACUCACCCCUUCCAUACACAUGGUGUUUGAGGCCCAGGACUUGGCUGUGGCUUCUCCAGCCACAGUCAGUCGCUGUGGGAUGGUCUACAUUGACCCUGAUGAGCUCAAGUGGAUGCCAUAUGUUCAAACAUGGCUUAGUGGCCUUGGAGCUAAGCUUCCAGACCCAGUGCGUACAUCCCUGCUGGAGCUGUUUGAGCAGUAUGUAGAAAAGGGUCUGCAGUUUGUGGUGAAGCACUGUGCCCAGGCCAUUGGCCAGGUGGACAUCAGUAAAGUCACUACUCUCUGCUGCCUGCUGGAGGCACUACUGCUGGGCAAGGGAGGGCUAGACCUCAAAAUGGAUUCCAAGCAUCUUAACAGUGUGGUGUGUCAGACCUUUAUAUUUUGCUACCUGUGGGCGGUAGGGGGCAACCUGCCCAACAGGCACUGGGAUGCCUUUGACAGCUUCGUCAGAGAGCAGUUUGAAGAGAACAGUGACAUAAAGCUGCCAAGUCAUGGCACAUUGUGGAGCGUGUACAUGAACUUCAGCAAGAAGCGUCUGGAGCCAUGGGAGAAGAUAAUCCCUUCGUUUAAAUACAACCAGGAGCUGCCCUUCUUUGAGAUGCUGGUUCCCACCACUGACACUGUCCGCUAUGGCUACCUAAUGGAAAAACUGCUGUCUGUGCGACACUCUGUGCUCUUCACUGGCACCACUGGAGUAGGGAAGUCAGUGGUCGCUCGAGGCUUGCUAAACAGUAUCCAGGAGCAGGCAGGUUAUGUCCCAGUCUACAUCAACUUCUCUGCUCAGACCUCCUCAGCACGCACACAGGAAAUGAUCGAGUCCAAACUUGAGAAAAGGAGAAAAAACAUUCUUGGUGCCCCCAGUGGCAAGAAGAUUGUGAUCUUUGUGGAUGAUCUGAACAUGCCCAAGCUGGACAGCUAUGGCUCUCAGCCCCCUAUAGAGCUCCUACGGCAGUUCCAGGAUUUUUCUGGCUUCUAUGACAGAGACAAGUUCUUCUGGAAGGAGAUACAGGACAUGAUCAUUGCAGCAGCCUGUGCUCCUCCAGGAGGUGGGCGUAACCCAGUGACCCCUCGAUUCAUCCGCCACUUCAGCAUGCUGUGUCUGCCCACGCCCUCCGAGCACAGUCUCAAACAGAUCUUCAAAGCCAUUCUGACUGGUUUCCUCAGUGAGUUUUCCCAGGAAGUGAAGCACUCUGCAGGGAAGAUCGUGGAUGCAGCUGUGGAAAUUUACCACCGCAUGAGCGUUGAUCUGUUGCCCACUCCAGCCAAAUCGCACUACGUCUUCAAUCUCCGUGACCUCUCCAAGUGUGUCCAGGGCAUACUACAGUGUGAGCCACGCACAGUGAGGGACCAAACCCAGAUCUUCCGUCUCUUCUGCCAUGAGUGUCAGCGAGUGUUCCAUGACCGACUCAUCAACAAUGACGAUAAGACCUAUUUCAACACCAUGCUCUCUGAAAUGGCCAGCAAAUAUUUUGGCUUCAAUUUGGAACCCACAUACUUUGUGACUAAGCCUAUUAUAUUUGGAGAUUUCAUCAAGGUAGGGGCAGAGAAAGCAGAUCGUGUUUAUGAGGAUCUGACAGACAUGGAGAAGAUCAAGGCAGUUCUCCAGGAUUACCUGGAUGAUUACAACAUGACCUUCUCCAAGGAGACCAAGCUGGUCUUUUUCCAGGAUGCCAUAGAGCAUGUCUCCAGGAUUGUCCGUAUGAUCCGUCAGGAAAAAGGCAAUGCCCUGCUGGUGGGGGUGGGAGGUACAGGCAAGCAGUCGCUCACACGGCUAGCAGCCCACAUUUGUGGCUACCGCUGCUUCCAGAUCGAGCUGAACCGGGGCUACAACUAUGACAGUUUCCAUGAAGACCUGAGGAGGCUCUACAAGAUGGCCGGUGUGGAGGGGAAAGAUAUGGUGUUCCUCUUCACCGAUACUCAGAUUGUGGUGGAGGAGUUUUUGGAGGAUAUCAACAAUAUGCUGAACUCUGGUGAGGUGCCAAACCUUUUUGAGAAGGAUGAACUGGAGCAGGUACUGGCUGCCACCCGGCCCAAAGCCAAAGAGGCUGGCAUCAACGAGGGUAACAGGGAUGAGGUGUUCCAGUUCUUCAUCUCUCGUGUGCGAGAGAAGCUUCACAUUGUGCUGUGUAUGAGUCCCGUGGGCGAUGCCUUCAGGUCCCGCUGUCGCAUGUUCCCCUCACUGGUCAACUGCUGCACCAUUGAUUGGUUUGUACAGUGGCCAUGUGAAGCCCUCCUCUCAGUCUCUCAGACAUUUUUCAUGGAUGUGGACUUCGGCAGUGAGGAGCUCAAGCAGAGCUUCUCGGCUAUGUGCGUGGACAUACACAUCAGCGUCACUGAUAUGGCUGAGCGCUUCUACUCGGAGCUGAGGCGCCGCUACUACACCACACCCACCUCCUACCUGGAACUCAUCAACCUCUACCUUGCCAUGCUAGGAGAAAAGAGACAGCAGCUAGUGGUUGCCAGAGACCGUGUGAAGAACGGACUUACCAAGCUGUUGGAGACCAAUGUUCUGGUUGAUAAGAUGAAAGCAGACCUGUCUGCUCUGGAACCAGUCCUCAAACAGAAGUCUAUUGACGUCAGCGCCCUCAUGGAAAAACUAGCAGUAGAUCAGGAGAACGCUGACCAGGUGCGCAUUGUGGUGAAAGAAGAUGAGGCUUUGGCCAAGGUGAAAGCAGAGGACACCCAAGCCAUGGCAGAUGAUGCCCAGAAAGACCUGGACGAGGCUCUGCCAGCCCUGGACAGCGCCAACGAGGCCCUCAACGCCCUGGACAAGGCUGAUAUCUCUGAGAUAAGAGUGUUCACCAAACCCCCAGACCUGGUCAUGACUGUCAUGGAGGCUGUCUGCAUCUUGCUCAACUCCAAACCAGACUGGCCCAGUGCCAAGCAGUUACUGGGAGAUUCCUAUUUUCUUAAACGUCUCACAGAUUAUGACAAGGACAAUAUCAAGCCUCAGAUCCUACAGAAGCUGCAGAAAUAUGUCAACAACCCUGAUUUCGUACCUGAGAAGGUGGAGAAGGUAUCUAAGGCUUGCAGAUCUAUGUGUAUGUGGGUCAGAGCCAUGAAUCUCUACUCCAAAGUUCUUAAAGAGGUUGGCCCAAAGAGAGAGAAACUGGCCAUGGCACAGGCAGAGCUGGAUGUGACCAUGGCAACCUUGAGGGAGAAGCAGCAACAGCUUCAGGAAGUGGAGAAUCAGAUCAAGGUCCUCCAGGACCAGUUUGAUAGUAGUGUGAAAGAGAAGGAGGGUCUAGCUAACACCAUGGCUCUGACAGAGGCACGGCUGGCCAGGGCAGGGAAGCUAACCUCAGCUCUAGGUGAUGAACAGGUACGCUGGGAGGAGAGUGUCAUGCUGUUUGAGCAGGAGAUCAACAAUGUUGUGGGGAAUGUUUUCAUCGCAGCUGCCUGUGUGGCUUACUAUGGAGCGUUCACCUCUCACUACAGACAACUGCUAAUUGACCAGUGGAUGGCACGGUGUCAAGAACUCAACAUCCCCAUCAGUGCCAGUUUCAGCCUGAUCAACAUCCUGGGCGACCCCUACAUCAUCCGCCAGUGGAACACUGAGGGUCUGCCUCGUGACACUGUCUCCACAGAGAAUGGUAUCCUAGUCACCCAGGGGCACCGCUGGCCCCUCAUGAUUGACCCCCAGGAUCAGGCAAACCGCUGGAUCCGCUCUAAGGAGACCAAGCAUGGACUGAAGGUGAUCAAGCUGACAGACCCAGGCUUCCUUCGAACCCUAGAAAAUGCCAUCCGCAUGGGCAUGCCUGUACUACUGGAGGAGUUGAAAGAAACCCUAGAUCCAGCUCUGGAGCCCAUCCUGUUGAAGCAGACAUUUGUGGCAGGCGGGCGCACAUUGAUUAGACUGGGAGACUCAGAUAUUGAUUAUGACAAGAACUUUAGGUUCUAUAUGACCACCAAGAUGGCCAACCCUCACUACCUGCCUGAGGUGUGCAUCAAAGUGACCAUCAUAAACUUCACUGUGACCAAGUUGGGUUUGGAGGACCAGCUUCUUAGUGAUGUGGUGCGUCUAGAGAGUCCACAUCUAGAGGAACAGAGAAAUCAGCUGAUUGUGCGCAUCAACUCUGACCGCAACCAGCUGAAGGCCAUUGAAGAUCGCAUCCUUAAGCUUCUCUUCACCUCCGAAGGCAGUAUACUGGACAAUGAGGAGCUGGUUCAGACCCUACAGGAGUCAAAGGUCACAUCAGAGGCCAUAAAGCAUCGUCUGGAGGAGGCGGAGUCCACAGAGCUGAAGAUCAACUCAGAAAGAGAGCGCUACAGGCCUGUGGCUACUCGCGGCUCUGUCUUGUACUUUGUUAUCGCCAGCCUUUCUGAGAUUGACCCCAUGUACCAGUUUUCCCUCAAGUACUUCAAACAGCUGUUUAACUCCACCAUUGAGACAUCAGAAAAGAGCAGUGUGCUGGAAGAACGCCUCCAAAUCCUGCUGGAUCAGACCCUGCUCACCUCCUACAUCAAUGUGUCUCGUGGCCUCUUUGAGCAGCACAAGACCAUCUACAGCUUCAUGCUAUGUGCUGAGAUCAUGAGGCAGUGUGGCGAGGUCUCUGAUGCAGAGUGGCAGCACUUCCUAAGAGGAGCAGCCCCAUUGGAUAAGGAGUAUUCAGAACGGCCAGAUGUGCCGUGGCUUAGCGACUUCUUCUGGCAGACAUGUUGUGAGCUGGAGGACACGCUGCCAUGCUUCAAGGGCAUCUGCAAGGAGAUCACCAGAACCCAUAUCCAUGUCAAGCUAGGUCGUUUGCAAGCUUCCAUAAACCCAGAGACCUGGGAGGGCUACGUGUUAGAGCUGUCUCCUCUAUGGGACACCAAAGAGGUGGAGAAGGAGAAUGAGAUCAGAGGCCACUGGAAUGAGAGGUUGGGGACCUUCCAGAAACUAAUCCUCAUCAAGAGCUUCUUGGAGGAGAAGGUGGUGUCUGCAGCUACAGAGUUUGUGAUUGUGAACCUGGGGAAGCAGUUUGUGGAAAACCCCCCAGUGGACCUGGUUACUCUUUAUAAUGGCAUGUCCCCCUCCACCCCGCUGGUGUUCAUCCUCAGCACAGGAUCAGACCCCAUGGGUGCCUUCCAGCGAUUUGCUAAAGAGAGGGGUUGCCUUGACAGGGUUAUGUCCAUCUCACUGGGCCAAGGCCAGGGGCCUAUUGCAGAGAAAAUGAUCCUAGAAGCACUGAAGAACGGCAACUGGGUCUUCCUGCAGAACUGUCACCUGGCCGUCUCCUGGAUGUUAACAAUGGAGGAGCUCAUUAAAACCUUGAGUGAACCUGACACGGUAAUCCAUGAGGACUUCCGUCUAUUUCUGAGCUCCAUGCCUACCAAAGUCUUUCCCGUCACAGUUCUCCAGAACUCUGUCAAGGUGACUAAUGAACCCCCCAAAGGCCUGCGAGCCAACAUGCGGCGAGCCUUCACAGAGAUCUCCAGCAACUUCUUUGAAGAUCACAUUCUGGGGCGCCAGUGGAGAAAGAUCGUCUUCGGAAUCUGCUUUUUCCAUGCCAUCAUCCAGGAGCGGAAGAAAUUUGGUCCUCUUGGCUGGAACAUCCGCUAUGAGUUCAAUGACAGUGACAGGGAGUGUGCUCUUCUCAACCUCAACCUCUACUGCCGUGACGGUACCAUUCCUUGGGAUGCCCUCAUCUACAUCACUGGUGAUAUCACGUAUGGAGGCAGGGUGACAGAUGUCUGGGACCAGCGUUGCCUCAGGACCAUCCUCAAAAGUUUCUUCUCCCCUCAGACCUUGGAGUGUGGAUAUACCUACUCCACCUCAGGUAUCUACUAUGCCCCAGAGACAGACAGUCUUGAGCAAUAUAAGAAGUACAUUGAGGCUCUGCCCAUCAUGGAUGAUCCUGAGGUCUUUGGCAUGCAUGAGAAUGCCAACUUGGCCUUCCAGCGGCAAGAAACCAUGAGUCUGAUCAACACCAUUUUAGAGGUUCAUCCUCGCUCCUCUGCGUGUGAUGGAGCAAAAAGCAAUGAUGAGAUAGUCUGUGAGCUGGCUGAUUCUGUCUUGUCUAAGAUACCUGAGUGUCUGGACAUGGAUGAGGCAGUGGAGACUCUGUUUCUCCAAGACGACAACGGACGCCUCAAUUCCCUAACAACUGUGCUGGGCCAGGAAGUAGAUCGCUUCAACAACCUGCUGAGAGUCCUCAGGAUGUCUCUGAACACGCUGCAGAAGGCCAUAGCAGGUCUUGUGGUUAUGUCAGAGGAGAUGGAGCGAAUCUACACUAGUUUCCUCAACAACCAGGUUCCAACCCACUGGGCAAAUUCUGCCUACCCCUCUCUGAAGCCCCUGGCCUCCUGGGUCAGAGACCUGACCCUCAGAACUUCCUUCAUACAGAGCUGGAUCACACGAGGGCAGCCCAAAUCUUUCUGGAUCUCAGGAUUCUUCUUCCCGCAAGGCUUUCUUACUGGGUUGCUGCAGAAUCAUGCCAGGCGUUACAAUCUACCCAUAGAUGAGCUGAACUUCCGCUUCAACAUGGUGCCAGCGUACAGGGACCAGGCUGUGGUCUGUGAAGCUCUGCGCAUCUUGCCCAGUGAUGCUAAGCUGGAUAUGGAUGAUGAGCUACCAGAGCCGGAGGACGGCGUACUGGUGCAUGGCAUGUUCAUGGAUGCCAGUCGCUGGGACGACGACAACAUGGUUAUUGAGGAUGCAUUGCCUCGGAUGAUGAACUCAAUGCUGCCAGUGGUUCACUUUGAACCCCAGCAGAACUACGUGCCUGAGCCUGAGCUCUACCAUGCUCCUCUGUACAAGACAUCAGUCAGGGCAGGGACUCUGUCCACCACAGGUCAUUCUACUAACUUUGUUGUGACAGUCAUGCUUCCGACCAAGCGGCCCAGUGACUAUUGGAUCUCCAAAGCCUCCGCUUUGCUGUGCCAGCUGAAUGAGUAACCUUUCACUCACAGCUAGCUUUGCACACAUGUUUAACACACACCUCUAUGCACACCAGUGAAUUAAAAGUUGACCAAAGGCUUAAGGGCUUAAGAAAUUAUUUAUAAAGAUUUUCCUGAAAAUAUUUAGUUUCUUUGUUCUCUUUUAUUUUUAUACAGUACAGUAUUUAUGCUGAAAGUGCUUUCAA
Molecule: messenger RNA, 12541 nt
Organism: Myripristis murdjan (pinecone soldierfish)
Lineage: Eukaryota; Metazoa; Chordata; Actinopteri; Holocentriformes; Holocentridae
Gene: dnah6
Product: dynein, axonemal, heavy chain 6
Exons: 82
Coding region: 1-12354 (4117 amino acids)
Biological process (GO): microtubule-based movement
Cellular component (GO): dynein complex
Molecular function (GO): ATP hydrolysis activity; dynein intermediate chain binding; minus-end-directed microtubule motor activity
Source: RefSeq, a predicted model, not a curated record